Molecule: messenger RNA, 894 nt
Organism: Dichomitus squalens LYAD-421 SS1
Lineage: Eukaryota; Fungi; Basidiomycota; Agaricomycetes; Polyporales; Polyporaceae
Product: glycoside hydrolase/deacetylase
Exons: 12
Coding region: 1-894 (297 amino acids)
Biological process (GO): carbohydrate metabolic process
Molecular function (GO): hydrolase activity, acting on carbon-nitrogen (but not peptide) bonds
Source: RefSeq, a predicted model, not a curated record
AUGCCACGCAAGAUCUUAAUUGGUUUUGGAGUCGACGCAGACGCUGCUUCUGGAUGGAUUGGGUCCUUGGGCGCAGAGAAUUCUCCAGUAGAUGUAUCUAGGGGUAUAUAUGCUGGCGAAGUGGGUAUCCCUCGCCUUCUGAGGUUAUUCGCCAAGUAUAAUAUCAAGACUACUUGGUUCAUUCCCGGACACAGUUUGGAGACAUUCCCGGAACAAAUGGCAGCGGUCAGAGAUGCGGGGCACGAGAUCGGGUUACAUGGCUACCUCCAUGAGCGACAGUCUAAGUUGACCGUCGAGCAGCAGAAGGAUGUCUUGGAUCGCGCAUAUGAUGUCCUGACAAAGUUCAACAACGGUGUCCCACCAAAGGGGAGCUGUGCUCCAUGCUGGGACACUGCUCGUGACAGCGCUCAGUUGCUGGUCGAAAAGGGGAUCGAAUACGGUCACUCGCAAGCCUACUACUUACGAAUCGGCGAUGAUUGGACGAAGAUCGAUUACCAGGCGAAGGCAGAGACAUGGAUGAAACCUCUCGUUCGAGGGACUGAUACAGGUUUGGUUGAGAUCCCUGCUAACUGGUACCUCGAUGACUGGCCGCCUCUGAUAUUCGUCCGUAGUGCUGGGAACUCUAGUGGCUGGGUCAAUACACGAGACGUCGAGCAGCUGUGGAAGGAUAUGUUCACCUAUCUCUACAGGGGAGAGAACUUCAUAUUUCCCAUCACUAUCCAUCCAGACGUCAGUGGCCGGCCACACGUACUCAUGAUGCUUGAACGCUUCAUUGAUUGGGUCAACACUCACGAUGACGUGCAGUGGGUUCGCAUGAUCGACAUGGCUAACGAAUUCCGCGGUCGAGUUUCGCCGGCUGCCAACGCCAUAAUGCCUCAGGGACUAGCAACUUAG